ACGGCCCAACUCCCAUCGCAUUGCCUCACUGGUUAAACAGUCUUACCAACAUAUGCGAUUACUGGGAAUGAAAUGACUGGAAUCGAUGAUUACAAGGCUGUAUCAAUAUCAUAGACAAUUUCUUUUAUUAUCAUAAUGUUAAAUUAAAAUGGCUUUAUGUCUUUACUAUUUAUUAUAAAAAGAUACUACAUAUCUGUAGUAUAUUUUGUAAACUUGAUAUUGGCUGUACUGAUUUGGCGCGGAAAUCUGAACAAACAGUUACCGCAAGCAAUCUACGCAACUCACCAAGAUACGAAGAUACCGGAAUAUGGAGCGUGCACUCCCUGUAGCUGAUUCUCAGCGUUUAAUGCUGCUUAAUUUGAUAAAGGAACAUGAGAGUGUUAUCAACGACCGAUCGACGGGAAGUAGAACUUUGGAAAGGAAACGUCAGGCAUGGCAAGAAAUUACAUUGAAGUUCAACGCCAUGUAUCCAGACCAACCUCCACGGUCAUCAAAGCAGGUCAAGCGCUGUUUCGACCACGUAAAACGCAAAGUGAAGCAGGAAGAUGCUGCUGUCAAGAAAACGCUAUGCAGAACUGGUGGUGGUCCUCCACCAGAUCUUCGAAACCACUCAGAAGAGUUUGUGAUAGCUGCAUCGCUGAUGACAGAAGAAUUGGUCAUGGAUAAAGACGUUUUAGAAACAUUUCAUCCAGUUGAUGAAACAGGAGAGCCCAUACAUGAUGUUAAAAUAAGUAAGUACUCUGAUGUUUUCAAGAAUGAAAUUGAUAAAAUAGUGAACCUUCAACUUUUUUCUGGCCAUUACAUUCUACCUGUCUGAAAAGUUUGUAGUGGCUUGGGGGAAAGCAAAAUGGUUAUGUUUUUAUUAAUGAUGACUGGGUUUAAGAUAACAUUUCAAUGCUUUAUGACCCUAAAGGUUCCAGCACUUGUAUACUCAGUU
This is a messenger RNA of Macrobrachium nipponense, 937 nucleotides long. RefSeq lists its product as uncharacterized. The transcript is spliced from 2 exons. The coding region runs from base 308 to 817 and encodes 169 amino acids. The record is from RefSeq and is a predicted model, not a curated record. NCBI's taxonomy places the organism in Eukaryota, Metazoa, Arthropoda, Malacostraca, Decapoda, Palaemonidae.